AUGACAUCAGAGGAAAGUGUGAUGCGUUGCCGUGAUCGAAUCCAUUUAGUAAUUCAUGAAACACGUGGUAGAGCCUCAUAUACGCAUUUUAUUUCAAUUCCUAUGACGCAUGAGAUUAUUAAAGACAGUUUUAUCAAAUUUAUGGACACAAUUAAAAAUGAUGAGGAAUUAUCGGAUUCAUGCAGAGAAGAAACAGUUUUUCAAGAACCGAAAAAAUUACACUUAACGAUAACAAUGCUAUCAUUGUUGGAUACUGAUGAAGAAAAGUCAGUAUUGAAUUCACUGGAAACAGUAAUUAAUACACGCGUAAGAGAAGUUUUGAGUGGUAAAUCACUGGAAGUAAAUGUUAAAGGACUAGAAAUAAUGAACGACGAUCCGACCCGUGUUAAUGUACUAUACGCACUAAUCUCUUCAGAUAAACUGGCCGAUAUCGCAAAUGCAAUAGCAGAAGCUAUGAGCGAUACAGGUUUUGCUCCACAGCAGGAUUCAGUAAAGAUACAUUUAACUCUAAUGAAUACUAGAUAUAUGUGGGAAAAAAUGAAAAAGAGAGGAAGAAUGGAUGUGACGAAGUUACUGGAAAAAUAUAGAAAUUAUGACUUUGGGAAAGUCACAAUAGCUGAAGUCCAUAUAUCGAAUUUAAAGGGACCAGUAGAUGAGCAUGGAUAUUAUUCUUCGAUUGGAACCUUUGAAUUGAACAGGAUAACGCAUGAUACAUAA
Messenger RNA from Acanthocheilonema viteae, 717 nucleotides. NCBI's taxonomy places the organism in Eukaryota, Metazoa, Nematoda, Chromadorea, Rhabditida, Onchocercidae. The record is from the annotation of a GenBank genome assembly.